Molecule: messenger RNA, 588 nt
Organism: Nannizzia gypsea CBS 118893
Lineage: Eukaryota; Fungi; Ascomycota; Eurotiomycetes; Onygenales; Arthrodermataceae
Exons: 2
Coding region: 1-588 (195 amino acids)
Source: RefSeq, a predicted model, not a curated record
AUGAAGCUUCUUGAUCUCCUCACCGUUGCCUUUACCCUUAGCGGUGUCUCUUCCGCUAUCCCUACCACUGGGGCAAAGACACUCGAGCCUAUCACCGGAACCGUUGUUUCUAGCGGUGUCACUGAGGAUGGCGAGCCUUACACUAUCACCUCUGACUUCGUUGAUUUGACCGAUACGGACUUGGCGCUUUUCGAGGGCAACUCCGGAAAUACCACGACCAACCUCGAAAAACGCGGCUUCGGCGCUAAGGGCAACUGUGACCAGUGGUACGAAAACAAGUACUGCUACUGCGGCGGCGCAAUUUCGAACCGUGGAGAUUCCUACUGGGGUAGCCAGGAUUUCUGCAACACGCAUAAGUUCAAGAACUUCCGCGACGGAUCUCUCUACUCUGUCAAGUGGCUGCCCACGGUCAAGAUCGAGUAUUGGGUUACGAACAAGUGCAAACACGACAGAUAUGUUGGAGACAACUGCGGUUCUAUCUUCCUCGACCUCAUCGAUUGGUGCGAAUGGUCGUGGAUGACUGCUAAGGGAGGACAUCAGAACUUUGAUGACUGUCUUUUCUUCAGAUUCGAUGUGAAUGGCCGUUAG